GAAUCAGAAGAUUCUUACGACGCGGUCGUUUUAAGUUCCCGGCUGCUGCGUCUCUUGCUGGUGUUACGGUUGAGAGAACCUCUUUUUGAAAAUGGAGAAAUCGACUUCCACCGCAACUCCUCCUCCUCCUCCUUCCGCUACUUCUUCUCUUCCGCUUCCUACAGCAGCAGCAGCAGCAGAUCAGAGAUCUUCGCCGGCGAUGGACUUAGAUAACCCGCCGGUUCCGAAUCGGCCACAUGUAGGAGGAGCUCAGGUGGCUCCGUCAGAUCCGUCGGCAAGGGGGAGAAAGAGGGGGCUGGAAGGGAAUCUGAAGGUGGAGAACUCCAACUACUACAAGAUGCGUCUCCUUGUCAAAGAUCUUCGCCCUCACGUUCUCGAGGUUCUACGAGCUCCCGACUUCAGAAACUGCAAGGCAUCAAUCGAAAUUCAAGAGAGUGAGUCUCUCUCUCUCAUUACAACACUCUGUUGUUUUCUUUUUAAAAUUAUUGAUUAUUUUGCAGAGAUGAAGCUUUUGGUUCAACUGUACCAAAAGAUGAUUGGACAAACACCCAAACUUGAGAAAUCAACUAAGACCGAGUCCUUAUCCAACGGCAAGGCACUCAAUCCAACACCUGAGUCAAGCACUACUGAUAAUAAGCACAACAACUCUGUUGUUGUUGAAGACAAGGUCGUUGGAGGGUCUGCUUUUGGCUGGAACUUCGUCACCUAUGGAGGCACUGAUGCUGUUUACUGUGGCCUCUCCAAGGAAGAAUACAGAACCUCUCACCCUAUUGUUCAAGCGGAGGCACAUGUAGAGGCUCAAUUAUAAAAAGGUUUCUUUAGCCUUCCUGUUUAUGUUGUUUGUUUUAUUUAAUAUCGUCUAGUACAUGAUGCACUUUGGUGUCUGUACAUCCCAUUAUGUUGUUGUAUCAACUGAAACCAAUGGGAGUAGCUUCUACUCUUUCCCUGAAUGUUUAAUUAGUACAAUGUUUAGCAGUUCUCAACGCUUACCAAUCGAACACAAACAUUGAAGAUUGC
Brassica rapa (field mustard) is the source of this 1017-nucleotide messenger RNA. RefSeq lists its product as uncharacterized. Lineage: Eukaryota; Viridiplantae; Streptophyta; Magnoliopsida; Brassicales; Brassicaceae. The record is from RefSeq and is a predicted model, not a curated record.